Messenger RNA from Colletotrichum truncatum, 4614 nucleotides. RefSeq names its product kelch domain-containing protein. The record is from RefSeq and is a predicted model, not a curated record. Gene Ontology annotation, biological process: regulation of cell shape. Gene Ontology annotation, molecular function: protein binding. Lineage: Eukaryota; Fungi; Ascomycota; Sordariomycetes; Glomerellales; Glomerellaceae. Gene Ontology annotation, cellular component: cell cortex of cell tip.
AUGGCGUUCCUGUUCAAAUCCAAAAAGAACCAAGAUCGAGCUCUCUCAAGUCGCGAUGCGAACUCCGGCGGUGGCUCCCAGAGUUCAAUUCAGAGCGCCAGCGCAAGAAUCGCAAGGGAAGAAAAGAACGCUACCCAGCGCUCGACACCCACUGGCAGCGUGAACUCAAUCGAUCACGAUGGAAGCGCUGGAGCUGCAAGCCCCGACCAAGGCUACGGCCGUCAGCGAGGGCUCAGCGUGGAUCAAGGACCGUCGCAGUCAUCUUCCAGCGACCUGCCUCUUCGAAAUGGCCCCCCGGUCUCUCAGCAAAACAUAUCGUCUCAGCAACAACAAAUGAUGAACCCCAAUGCGUCGCUUUACCCUUGGUCACAACGACGGCUGACCUAUACGUCAUCGCACCCGAGCCCCUUUCCCCGAUAUGGCGCCGCUGUCAAUUCGGUUUCGUCCAAGGAAGGUGAUAUUUACGUGAUGGGUGGUCUAAUCAAUAGCUCCACUGUCAAGGGUGACUUGUGGAUGAUCGAGGCCGGGCAGAAUAUGGCUUGUUACCCUCUUGCGACAACCGCCGAGGGACCGGGCCCCAGAGUCGGCCACGCAAGUUUGCUUGUUGGCAACGCUUUCAUCGUUUAUGGUGGUGAUACUAAGGUUGAUGAGACGGAUGUCCUUGAUGAGACGUUGUACCUUCUCAACACUUCUACGAGGCAGUGGUCGAGAGCGCUACCUGCUGGUACAAGACCCUCCGGCCGUUACGGGCAUUCUCUUAAUAUUCUUGGCUCCAAGAUCUAUAUCUUCGGUGGACAGAUUGAGGGCUACUUCAUGAACGACCUCUCUGCCUUCGAUCUGAACCAACUACAAAUGCCCAACAAUCGGUGGGAAAUGUUGAUUCAGAACACUGAAAGUGGAGGCCCGCCGGUGGGCAAGAUUCCUGCAGCUCGAACCAACCACUCCAUGGUGACAUUCAAUGAUAAGAUGUACCUAUUUGGCGGCACAAACGGUUACCAAUGGUUCAACGAUGUCUGGAGCUACGACCCUGCCACAAAUGAAUGGUCACAGCUGGAUUGCAUUGGGUACAUUCCCGUCCCUCGCGAAGGCCAUGCCGCUACUUUGGUCGACGAUGUUAUGUAUAUUUUCGGUGGGCGCACCGAAGAGGGUGCCGACCUUGGAGACUUGGCCGCUUUUAGGAUUACAUCGCGCCGAUGGUAUACCUUCCAGAACAUGGGACCGUCGCCCUCUCCUCGAUCGGGCCAUAGCAUGACGACUGUUGGCAAAGCCGUGGUGGUUGUUGGAGGUGAGCCUAGCUCAUCUCCUGCCAGCGUCGGUGAUCUUGGCAUCGUUUACAUGCUGGACACCACCAAAAUUCGAUAUCCGAAUGAUGCCCAGACCCCACAACAGCCAGCCGGACAACCUCAGCAGCAGAGGGUACAGCAAGCGAGGAGGCCCAGUACCGCAGCUGAGACAAGGAACCUGCUAUCUCGCGACGGCUCCACGGGACCUCCUGAUCAGAAAAGGCUGGUCGGGGCACCUCGUGACCCUUCUGCAGUGAACAGCCCUCCGAAUGGUUACAGGGGCGGACCCAAUGGGACGGAAGCCAGCAACCCAGCUGCUGCUAAUAACAUGUCCAGGGUACCGAGAUCAGCAGCGGCUUCGCCCCCCGCUGGACCACCCCCUCAAGGCCCUACUCCUGCGAAGCCUUCAGUUCAGACUGCGAAUUUGGGUAGGGUCCGUGGGCAGUCAUCGGAAAGAGACGGCUCCGCUGUUGGCUCCCCACAGCUCUCUCAAAAUCAAUCGCCAGUCAUCAGAGAGGUAAAAGAGCCGGCUUCCAAGGACCCAGAGGUGGUCCCAGUAACCAAUGGUCGGCGAACCCCUCAGCACCAAGUCAAGAGAACCGGCUCACAGUCGGAGUCUGUCGCUGCUGAGCCGACCAAGCCUAAGUCAAGGCAAGGUAGCCGCUCUGGAGGCUCGGUUGAUAGCACAACUGAGCCAGCGUUGAAGGCUAUUCAGCCUCAGCCUCAAUCCCAGCCUCAGUCGCAACCGCCACAACAGCAACAGCCGAUAUCAUCACCGCCGCAGCAGCAGCAGCAGCAACUGCAGCAGCAGCAGCAAGUCCAACAAGCGCAAGCGAACCGACCCGCAUCUCCACCCCCACCAACUCGCCAAGCAAGCAACCCACUGUCUCGGAGGUCUUCCGGCCGCAACUCGCAGACUGUAGCUUUACUAAAAGAACUGGACACGGCCAGAAACCGCAAUGCCUGGUAUGCCUCAGAACUUGAGCUUGCGCGAAAGGCGGGCUAUGUUCCCAACGCAAGCCUCAGCCCUGUUCUGGAUAGCAGGGCCGCCGAAACAUUUGAUGACGAGGACAAGCCCCUUAUCGAGGCGCUUUUAGCCAUGCGUACUGAGCUAGCUAAUGUUCAGGCCUCGAUCGAUAAGCAAGCCGUGCUCGCUGCGAAGCAGAUCGCUGAAGCUGAGAAACAGCGAGAUUCGGCUAUUCAAGAAGCCGUUUAUGCCAAGGCCAAGCUCGCUGCUCAAGUAGGCGGCAGCGUUGCAAGCACGCCUCAACUCGAUGGUGAACGCGAUGUGGAUGAUCGUUCGACCGAGAUUAGCCGUAAGCUGGCAACUGCCCUCAACUAUCAAAAGGAUCUCCAAGCUCAGAUGGAAAUGCUUAAAUCUGAACUCGAGGCCGAGAAGCGUGCUCGACAGUUGGCUGAUGACACCACAAACGCUUCACAAAAGCGCAUGAGUGAGCUCGAAUCAUACAAAACCAUGACUUCGACGGAGCUGGAACAGCUAAAGGCUGAGUUGCACAUGGUUCAGAAAGAGGCAAGAGAGCAGGCGGUUCAGUACACCGAAGCCAUGGCGUCCGUACAGUUUCUCAAAGUCGAAAAGGAAGACUUUGAGAAGAAAUACAACGAAUCGGUUGGCAACUCGAAGGAACAAAAUGACACAUUUGACUCCCUGCGCGAAGCAAUGGCCGCAUCUGCAGAGAUGAAGUCACAUCUUGAAAGCAAGCUGGAAGAGGAACGCUCGCAACGGGAGAAGCUUGAGUCUAAGCUGAACAAACUAAAGGCUGAGCACGAGACUCGGACGGCUGAACUUGUAGCGGCAACCCAGCGACUACGCGAUGCCGAGGAGCUUGCUGAGAAGCAUGCCAAUGAGGCUAGAACACAUCGACAGGCUGUUCUCGCCGGUUUUGACAAGGUUUCUACCAGGGAUCUUGGGGCUGAUACCAAGGCUGAUUCAGAGAAGCUUAAGGCUCUUCAGGGGCAGCUCAAUGCUGCCAAUGCCUUGGUUAAGAAAUACCAACAAGAGGCGGACUCCGCCGCCGACAAGCUCCGUACUGCCGAGGAGCGCAUUGCUGGUUUGGAAGUCUAUCAGGAGCAGUCUAGUCGCGAGGGCGUAGCCAUCAGAAGACAACUGCAAGCGGCUUUGAGAGAUACCCAGUCUCUGCAGGCCAAGAACUCGGAUCUGAAGCACCAACUUCAAAACCAGCAGCUGGAAACUAACGCGAUGACGGUUCAGCACAACACAUUGAAGGAUAUCCUCGUUGAGCGUGGUAUCAGUCCUACGAACAUGGCCCGUACUCGAAGCAUUGGAAGUCCUCGCGUAAAUACCCCUGAGCAAGCACGCAUCCGCGAUCUUGAGGACCAGCUUACCGCCGCAACCACUGCGCAUGAAGAAAGCUCCCAACGCGCAGCCGCACAACAAGAGGCUACUGAAGCAGCUUAUCGCGAGAAGCUCACUCAGCUCGAGAACGAUUACCAGUCUGCUGUCCAUUACGUCAAGGGCACCGAGAAGAUGUUGAAGCAGCUCAAGGAGCAACUCGCUAGAUACAAAACGGAGAACACUCGUCUCAAGUCCGAGAUUGAGGAGCUCGAAGAGCGUGUUGAGGCUUCAGCCUCAAAUGUCGGAGGAGCCGCUCCUGCCAACUGGGAGAGCGAACGCCAUAUCUUGCAGGAGAAAAUUGAAAGCCUCGAGGAGGAUCUCCAGGCCUCAACCGAAAAGCUUGAGAACCAGUUGAACGCGGUUAGGAAGGAGUUGGAUGAGACUAAAAAGCAGCGCGAGGGCGCUCUUAAGGAUGCUGAGGAGGCUUCCCGUAAGCUGGGCGCCAACCGCCGAGAUUUGGAAGAGCUCCAACAGGAGAACGCUCUUUUGGAGCGCCGAGCUCAAGACGCCGAACAGAAGGUCUCGCUUCUUCUAGACCAAGUCGAAUCAUCGGUUGACAGCUACCGCCGACAAAGUAGACAAGCGCCUAGCAUGACCUCCGAAGCAACUGUAGGAGGUACCAACGGAAACAGUAUAAGCCACCAGCGACAGGAUAGCUCGGAUGCGGAUAGCAACUAUGGUGGCGUAUCUGGCGGUGUCGAUGGGCGCAACAGCACUGCCUUGGACAAUCUGGCUAACGAACUCGAGACCCUGCGCACCCACUUGGAGGCCACCAACAAGAACUACCGACUAAGCAACACCUUUGACUUCGAGGGCACCGCGACCCCAACGAGGAAAGAUGAAGAGGUCGGACUCGGCCUCAGCGAGAGCCUUGCCGACUGGCGAAAGCGUCUCGAUGUCGACGAACAGACGGAGAAUGAUCGAACCAAGACCAAAAGCCGACCCGAUCGGCCUUAG